GCAGUGUGGUUCGUUGAAAACAAAUUACCACGAAGCAGCAUAAAUGAGAGCAGGGUGUAACUGCUUUCAUGUUUAAAGCCUCCUUUACUUUGAAUUCCUGAGAUUUUUCAGCAUAAUAUCCAAAUUUAGAGGAAAACAUCUGCUUGGAUUUAUUCAAAUUAUUCCACAAGAGGUCUAGUGUGAGGUGUAAACUCACUGUUAACACCUGGACGUAGUAGAAACAUGCCUGUGUGUUUUUGCUUGGUAGGGGGUUGAUGUUAUUCCAGUGAGGCAGCAAGGCAAAUGGGCGGGUCUAAUGGGACCACUGGGGAAAAUGAAGUGUUUUCAAAGGAGGCUGAAACAGUUCGGAAAGUCAGAGAGGAUGGAGGUGUAGCCUUUCUCUGACAUUUCAGAAUUGAUUAACUAAGAUUUAAGGACACAGUUUGUGACAUUUGAUGAGUUUUAUCCUCACUGCACAAUGACUUGGUGUCAGUUUGAUUACAAUUAAUCUGUUUGACUGAGAUAAAAGGAUUUAAAUAACCAUGGCAACCUCAGCUCUGACCGGCUUCUCCAUGAUGAGCCUGCUCAGCCUCGGGUACCUGACCUGGGACAUGAUGAGCCCUAACCAGGUGGAAAACGAGCCAGACCAGACGUUUGCUGACAGGUCUCCCGUUCCGCAGCCUCCUCACAUCCUUUUCAUCAUGACAGACGACCAGGGGUUCAACGACAUCGGCUACCACAGCUCUGACAUCAGGACACCGGUGCUGGACAAACUGGCUGCUGACGGAGUGAAGCUGGAAAAUUAUUACAUUCAGCCCAUCUGCACCCCGUCCCGCAGCCAACUCAUCACCGGCAGGUACCAAAUUCACACUGGCCUGCAGCACUCCAUCAUCCGGCCCCGCCAACCCAACUGCCUGCCCUUUGACCAGGUCACCCUCCCCCAGAGACUGCAGGAGCUCGGCUACUCCACUCACAUGGUCGGCAAGUGGCACCUGGGCUUCUACAAGAAGGAGUGCCUGCCCACUCGCCGAGGCUUCGACACCUACUUUGGCUCCCUGACAGGCAGUGUAAACUACUACACCUACGACUCCUGUGAUGGGCCCGGGAUGUGUGGCUUCGACCUCCAUGAGGGGGAGUCGGUCGCCUGGGGCCAGAGUGGCAAAUACUCCACCCAUCUCUACACGCAGAGAGUCCGCAAGAUCUUAGCAACCCACGAUCCUCAGUCACAGCCGCUGUUCAUCUUUCUCUCGUUCCAAGCUGUUCAUACACCCCUGCAGUCUCCGCGGGAGUACAUCUACCCGUACCGUGGGCUGGAGAAUGUAGCACGCAGGAAAUACGCCGCUAUGGUCUCAGCCGUAGAUGAGGCGGUACGUAAUAUAACAUACGCUCUCCGCAAGUAUGGUUACUACCAGAACAGUGUCAUCAUCUUCUCUACUGACAACGGUGGCCAGCCGUUGUCUGGUGGCAGUAACUGGCCGCUCAGAGGACGUAAAGGCACCUACUGGGAAGGUGGUGUCCGGGGUCUGGGGUUUGUUCACAGCCCUCUGUUGAGGAAGAAGAAGAGGGUGAGUAAGGCCCUGGUGCACAUCACGGACUGGUACCCCACACUCGUGGGAUUAGCAGGUGGGAAUGAGUCCCUGACCAGGGGGGUGGAUGGGUAUGAUGUUUGGGAGGCUAUCAGCGAGGGGAAGGAUUCGCCCAGGUUGGAGAUCCUCCACAAUAUUGAUCCUCUGUACAACCAUGCACGCAGUGGCUCCCUGCAGAAAGGAUUUGGGAUCUGGAAUACAGCUGUGCAGGCAUCCAUACGAGCCGGAGACUGGAAACUCCUAACAGGAGACCCCGGCUAUGGAGACUGGACACCGCCGCAGAUGCUUCCAGGUUUCCCCGGCGGCUGGUGGAACCUGGAGCGCCACACUGAGCCCCGCAAAUCUGUGUGGCUUUUCAACAUCUCCGGAGACCCGUAUGAACGUUAUGACCUUUCUGAGCAGAGACCAGAUGUUGUUAAAGAACUGCUGGCUAGAUUAGUGUACUACAAUCGCACUGCAGUGCCAGUAAGAUAUCCAUCAGAGGACCAGCGGGCAGACCCCCACCUGAAUGGCGGUGCCUGGGGUCCCUGGGUAGGAGAUGAGGAGGAGGACAGCUGGGACAGUGUCUACCAGAAAAAGAGUAAGGAUUGGAAGACGAAGCUUAAACUGUCCAAAAGCAGGUCAUUUUUCAGGAGACUCAACACGAGGAUUAUGUCCAACAGGAUAUAGGAAGGACUUAAAAAGGUUCAGAGGAGACACACCUGAAGGACAAAGUUAUAUAUCAUCCUGUUGAGGGAACUUUUUAAAGAUGUGAUUUUCUCUGCA
This is a messenger RNA of Acanthopagrus latus (yellowfin seabream), 2330 nucleotides long. RefSeq names its product arylsulfatase family, member Ia (gene arsia). The transcript has 2 exons. Bases 522 to 2234 code for a protein of 570 amino acids. NCBI's taxonomy places the organism in Eukaryota, Metazoa, Chordata, Actinopteri, Spariformes, Sparidae. The record is from RefSeq and is a predicted model, not a curated record.